CCUCACUUUGGAUAACCCCUCCACCUGUCACUCUGGACCUCUUACUCCCCAUCUUGCCUGGUUUUCUCUUUCCUCGACAUAGUCACUAGUAGAACAAGUAAAGACAGGUUUCAACAUGGGCAAAAAAGACAACAAAUCCGGCGGAGGAGGAGGCAGCAAAGACGCCGGGAAGGGUGGGAAAGGUGGGAAGGGAAAGGGAGGUGGCGGUGAUGACAGUGGAGGGAAGCAGCAAAAGGGCGCCCAGAGCAUCAACGUUAGACAUAUUCUUUGCAACAAAAUGGGCGAGGCAGAAAAAGCCAUCGAGCGGCUCCAGAACGGUGAGAGCUUCAACACUGUCGCGAUGGAGAUGUCGCAGGAUAAGGCCAGGUCCGGAGGAUCACUAGGCUGGAAAACAAAGGGGUCAUUGCUGCCCGAGUUUGAAAAGGUGGCUUACGAACUACCCACCAGCACGACCAACAAGCCAAGCUGGGGGAUGGCCAAGACGUCCGAGGGUUAUCAUGUCAUCAUGGUCGAGGGACGCAAGUAG
Podospora pseudocomata is the source of this 526-nucleotide messenger RNA. RefSeq lists its product as uncharacterized. Gene Ontology annotation, molecular function: peptidyl-prolyl cis-trans isomerase activity; DNA binding. NCBI's taxonomy places the organism in Eukaryota, Fungi, Ascomycota, Sordariomycetes, Sordariales, Podosporaceae. Gene Ontology annotation, biological process: rRNA processing. The transcript is spliced from 3 exons. The coding region runs from base 116 to 526 and encodes 136 amino acids. Gene Ontology annotation, cellular component: nucleus. The record is from RefSeq and is a predicted model, not a curated record.